This is a messenger RNA of Osmia bicornis bicornis, 1296 nucleotides long. RefSeq lists its product as uncharacterized. Gene Ontology annotation, molecular function: nucleic acid binding. NCBI's taxonomy places the organism in Eukaryota, Metazoa, Arthropoda, Insecta, Hymenoptera, Megachilidae. The record is from RefSeq and is a predicted model, not a curated record. Gene Ontology annotation, biological process: DNA integration. The transcript has 3 exons. The coding region runs from base 136 to 1296 and encodes 386 amino acids.
GCUAGGACUGACUUGGAAUGCGGUGGCAGACACGCUUACUGUUACCUCGGCCAAAUCGGACCAACCGUCAACCAUCCGAACUUGGACGAAACGACUCGUCCUUUCUUACACUGCUCGACUCUUCGAUCCGCUUGGAUGGGCCUCACCAGUAUUCAUACGCGCCAAAACACUACUGCAAGAUCUUUGGUUAUCAGGAGCAGAUUGGGACGAACCGCUUUCAGUCCGCCUGGAGGAGUCGUGGCUUCAGUUUCGUCAAGAUCUGGAAGAGAUGACUGCGGGAUCAUUCGUGUGGGUGGAAGAUUGGAUCAUGCAUCGCUCACCUACGAUCAACGGCAUCCAAUCCUCGUUCACCGUCGGUCUAAUUUGGCUGAGCUAAUUGUUCGGGCAGCACACGCUCAGACUCUUCAUGGUGGCCUCACGUCGACACAAAGCUUCGUCCGUCAAACGUACUGGAUUCCGCAGGACCGCACUCUCCUCAAACGCAUCCUAAGAAAUUGCGUACGCUGUGUAAGAUUCCAAGGUAACACGGGUACGCAGCAAAUGGGCUCCUUACCUGCUUCACGAGUCCAGCCUGCCAGGGCCUUCCUUCGCAGUGGGGUCGACUAUGCUGGCCCAAUCACCCUCUGCAUGUCAAAGGGUCGCGGCCAGAAGACGGUCAAGGGCUACAUCGCCGUGUUCGUCUGCCUCUGCACCAAAGCUGUCCACCUGGAGCCAGUGUCCGACCUGUCUGCGUCCGCGUUUAUCGCGGCCUUCCGACGGUUCGUCGCGAGGCGAGGACGCUGUGCUCACCUCUUAAGCGACAACGCGACGAAUUUUCGGGGUGCAGAUGCGCAGUUGAAAUCUAUGUUCAAACGAGCUUCUGAAUUUUACAGGGAGGUUGCUGAGCUAAUCGCCAACGAAGGAACGAAUUGGGAAUUUAUUCCACCCUACUCACCUCACUUUGGCGGCCUGUGGGAGGCGGCGGUGAAAUCCGCGAAGAGGCAUCUUCUUCGGUCAGUAGAGGGUCACAGGCUGACCUUCGAAGAACUGACAACAUUAUUGUGCCAGGUGGAAGCGUGUUUAAAUUCACGACCGUUAUCACCACUCACGAACGACCCCAAAGACUUCUCCGCACUAACACCGAAUCACCUCAUUACGGGUCACUCACUGUCGGCGAUUCCGGAAUCACCGGAAAAUUUAAAUUUCGACGGAGGACACAAAAGAGGUGGAAAUGCCUUACGCAGACCCCCGCAACAUUUUGCGGAGGGACUGUGGGACUCUCCCUCCAGCAAUUUAGCCGAAGGGCCUACCCACUAA